Eurytemora carolleeae is the source of this 854-nucleotide messenger RNA. Its product is annotated as ankyrin repeat domain-containing protein 40. Lineage: Eukaryota; Metazoa; Arthropoda; Copepoda; Calanoida; Temoridae. The record is from RefSeq and is a predicted model, not a curated record. The coding region runs from base 30 to 854 and encodes 274 amino acids. The transcript is spliced from 9 exons. Gene Ontology annotation, molecular function: protein binding.
CAAAGUUUGUAUAAACCCAAGAAUUCAAGAUGGCGGAACUAGAAGAGAAGUUGCGCGAGGCCGCGUGUUUUGGCGAUAUUGAAGGUGUCAAGGAGUUAUUAAGCCGGGGGGUGAAUGUGAAUGCUCAGCAUGAUAUCAACGGUUGGACGUCUCUACACUGGGCUGCUAAACGGAACCAUCUUAAUAUUGUGAACCUACUCUGCAACCACGGAGCUGACAAAAAUAUUCCCACGAACAAGGGAGAGGUUGCUGCUCAGCUGACUAGUGAGGGAGUUAUUAAAGUACUCCUCAAUGCAAUGAAAGGGAGUGCUGGAACAGGAGGUGGUGGGAGUACUCCUAAACAACCAUUAAAGAAGGAGAAAGAAGAAAAGCUUCCAAUCACACCAAACUACAUUCGCCACCCUCCUCUAGCAUACGAGGUGGAUCUUGGAGAUAAAGAGAAACAUAACGAGAGAAAAUCAUUUUCUAGACCAGAGAAGAGGCCUAAACUUAAUAAUCACGAAAGGUUAACAGCUGAGUAUGAAUCUCCUGAAUUGAUCCUGAAAGUCCGAACAGCAGGUGCUCGAGAGCAGGACUAUAUUGAGAUUGAGCUUGCCAGAGAUGCGCUCACCCUUGAGUAUCUUAUAGUUAUGGGAUGUGAGGAGCUGGGGAUCCAGAGCAGUGAAGUUGAAAAGCUAAGAAAAAUGCCGAAUACAAGAUUGCGACGGGAUAAGGAGGUCGAGAGGUUGGAAGAUUAUCAGGAGAUUGAGUUUGUCCUCCGAGAGCAGGAUUACCAGGCAGAAAUACAGGUAUGCGGUAACGAGGUUAAAGUGUAUAACGUGAUGAUGUACGCUAAUCAUUUACUAUUUGUAUAG